AUGUCAGUCAAGCGCAAAGCCGCGGCCGCCGCAAUCGACGCGUCCAAGAAGCCCAAAGUGAACAGCAGCAUCACUGCCUUCUUCGGCGCGCCCAAACCCUCGCCCAAUGCCUCUGCCAAAUCCGGCCCAGCUGCGAAAUUCAACAAGGACGCGUGGGUCGCGGGUCUCGACGCCGAGCAGAAAGAAUUGCUGCAAUUAGAGCUCGACACGCUGCAUGAGAGCUGGCUGCCGCACCUCAAGGAUGUCCUCGUCAAUCCGCAGUUUCUCGAACUCAAGAGGUUUCUGAAGAAGGAGUUGAGUAGUGGGAAGAUUGUGUAUCCGCCCAUGGAAGAUGUAUACUCUUGGUCCAGACACACGCCCCUCAACACCGUCAAAGUCGUUAUUACAGGCCAAGAUCCCUACCACGGCCCCCGACAAGCACACGGUCUCUGCUUCUCCAUUCGCCCACCUACACCUGCGCCCCCUUCCCUCCAAAACAUAUACAAGGCGCUCAAGAAGGACUAUCCCGACUACCAACCUCCUCCCAACAAGAGUGGACUCCUGACCCCAUGGGCCGAGCGCGGUGUUCUCUUGUUGAACACAUGUCUGACAGUUCGCAAGGGCGAGGCAAACUCGCACGCUGGAAAGGGGUGGGAGCUACUUACCCAAAAGGUCAUUGACACCGUCGUCAGGGUGCGAACAAACGGUGUCGUAUUUCUUGCCUGGGGUACGCCGGCGCAGAAGCGGACGGCCGGCAUACCCGUGGACAAGCAUUUGAUUCUGAAGAGUGUGCAUCCUAGUCCGCUGAGUGCUGCGAGGGGAUUUUUUGACUGCCACCACUUUACAAAGUGCAAUGAGUGGCUUGUCCAGCGCUACGGCAAGGACGGUGGUAUCGACUGGAAUCUCAAUGUCGAGGGGCCCGCGAAUUCAACCGAGGACAAGAAGGUAGCGCAGCCCGUAGCACCAGUAGCAAAACCUGCACAGCCUGCAGCAAAACCCAAGAAGCCAAUUGCAGAUGAUGAGGUUGAUCCGGAUCUCGAGCUCUCAGAUGUCGAGUUUUCGGAUGACGAAGGUGCAAAGGAGAAUACUACACCCAAGAGUGCCGAGGCGAAGAGCGAGGCGGAUUUGGUAGCGAACGAGGGUGAGACGGCCGAGGCGAAGAUUGACGAGGAGGCAGUGGCAAAGGAAGAUGCAGUCGUGGGAGCAAAAGAGGACGAGAAAACAGAGUCAAAAGCUGACGAAGGAUCAGAGUCCAAAAUGGACGAAAAGCCUGACCUCUAA
This is a messenger RNA of Plenodomus lingam JN3, 1260 nucleotides long. RefSeq lists its product as uncharacterized. Gene Ontology annotation, biological process: base-excision repair; base-excision repair, AP site formation via deaminated base removal. The record is from RefSeq and is a predicted model, not a curated record. Gene Ontology annotation, cellular component: nucleus; mitochondrion. Lineage: Eukaryota; Fungi; Ascomycota; Dothideomycetes; Pleosporales; Leptosphaeriaceae. Gene Ontology annotation, molecular function: uracil DNA N-glycosylase activity.